AUGUUUUGGGGGGAUUUUUGGCCUGGGCCUGCGGCAGAAGGGGCGAGACCUGCCCGCGGCAGCCGGGGCAGGCAGGACCCGGUUUCCCCCGCGCCGCCCGGGCCCGGUGCCGCUGGCGGCGGCUGCGCCGGUGGCCGUGGCGGUGGCGAUGCGCUGCCGGGGCCCGGCGCCGGGGGGCGGGGGCCGGGGGCGGCGGCGCUCCCCGCCCAGCCGCCGCAGCCGCGGGCCGGGCGCGGGGGGCGCAGCGGAGCGGCGGCGGCGCGCAGGGCCAUGUCGGCGCCGUGCCUGCGCCUGCCCGCCGCCGGGUCAGCACCGGCGGAGGCGGACAGCGCCGGCGGCAUGGAGCCGCCCGGGGCCGCCGCCCUGGAGCUGGCCCUGGAGGAGGAGCUGGCGCUGCUGGCCGCCGCCGGGGAGCCGCCGGAGCCGCCGCCCGCCGCCGCCGCCCGCGACCCCGAGCUGCUCUCGCUGAUCCGGCAGAAGGAGAAGGACCUGGUGCUGGCGGCGCGGCUGGGCAAGGCGCUGCUGGAGCGCAACCAGGACAUGAGCCGGCAGUACGAGAGGAUGCACAAGGAGCUCACCGACAAGCUGGAGCACCUGGAACAGGAGAAGCACGAGCUGCGGCGGCGAUUUGAGAACAAGGAGGGAGAGUGGGAAGGAAGGGUGUCUGAGCUGGAGAGCGACGUGAAGCAGCUGCAGGACGAGCUGGAGAAGCAGCAGGUCCACCUGCGCGAAGCCGACCGCGAGAAGACGCGCGCUGUCCAGGAACUCUCCGAGCAGAACCAAAGACUCCUGGACCAGCUCAGCAGGGCGUCGGAGGUGGAGCGGCAGCUCUCCCUGCAGGUCCACACCCUCCGCGAGGACUUCAGGGAGAAGAAUUCCUCCAGCAGCCAGCACAUCGUGCGCCUGGAGAGCCUCCAGGCCGAGCAAGUCCUUGAAAUCAAAAUGCUGACGGACAGGAAGCGGGAGCUGGAGCAUCGCCUCAGUGCCAUGAUGGAGGAGAACGACCUGCUCCAGGGAACCGUGGAGGAGCUGCAGGACCGCGUCCUCAUCCUGGAGAGACAAAGCCAUGACAAGGACCUGCAGCUGCACCAAAGCCAGCUGGAGCUCCAGGAGGUGAGGCUGUCCUACCGGCAGCUGCAGGGCAAGGUGGAGGAGCUCAGCGAGGAGAAAAGUCUCCAAAACCUCAACACAACCAGCACAUCCCUGCUCUCUGAGAUAGAGCAGAGCAUGGAGGCAGAGGAGCUGGAGCAAGAACGAGAACAGCUGAGGCUGCAGCUCUGGGAGGCCUACUGCCAAGUGCGGUACCUGUGCUCCCACCUGCGGGGCAACGACAGCGCCGACUCGGCCGUGUCCACCGACUCCUCCAUGGACGAGUCCUCAGAAACCUCCUCAGCCAAAGACGUGCCGGCCGGGAGCCUGCGCGCCGCCCUCAGCGAGCUCAAGAGGCUCAUACAGAACGUGCUGGACGGGGCAGACUCCACGGUGACGCUGCUGAGUGUGGAGAUGACGACGCUGAGGGAGGAGCGGGACCGGCUGCGCGGCGCUGCCGAGGACAAGGAGGCGAGCGAGCGGCUCCUGCAGGCCAUCAGGGACCGCGACGAGGCCAUCGCCAAGAAGAACGCGGUGGAGGUGGAGCUGACCAAGUGCAAGAUUGACAUGAUGUCCCUCAACAGCCAGCUCCUGGAUGCCAUCCAGCAGAAGGUGAACCUCUCACAGCAGCUGGAGGCCUGGCAGGAUGACAUGCACAGGGUCAUUGACCAGCAGCUGAUGGACAAACACCCGAAGGAAUGGAGCCAGCUUGCUUAUUCCUUCUCCAGUGGCAGCAGGCGGGGCGCCAGGCCCUGCCCCGCGCCCAGGCCGGAGCAGCAGGGCGACGAGCCCGAGGGGAACCGGCUCUUCUCCUUUUUCAAGAAAAAUUAAUUGGAAAAAGAGAAAACUCUCCAACAAUUCCUGCGUCAAGAUGGGGAGUGGGGCAGCUGCCCAGCUUGCUGAUGGACCCAAGUCUGAUCCGCUGAGUAAAAAAAGAAGGGGGCAAAGGAGUUAACCCUUGAGACUCUGCACUAUUUACACCGCACCUGGUCUGAACCAAAUGUUUACAUGAAUUGGAGAUUUGCAAAUUGACAAUGUGAUUCUAGUAGAAAGAAAUUUUUCUUAUUCUAUACGUGAAGUGAUAAACUUCAGGGUAUACUUUAGGAGCUUUGACACAGUCCAGUUUCUGCUGUGAAGAAUUCUCUGAUUGUCUUAAAAGCGUUCUUAUGCUGGAGAAGGAAAUAAGCAGCCCCAAGACAGAGUGGUGCAGGGGAUUGAGAACUUCUGUCACAGUGAGCAGAAGGGGAAGAAGAGAGCUGAAUGCAAGAGGAGGACAGAAGGGAGCCAUUUGUAUCACCCUGGCAGCUGUGACAGCCUUCAUCCAUCCCACUGAGACUGGAGUCACUCUGGCCCCAGCAAUACCACGUUUUGACAAAUGUAGCUUUCUCCGUGGUGGAAGCUGAGCCCUCUCUGCAGCUCCUGCCUGGCCACCAUCUCCCCUGGAGCUCUGCGUGGCCCUUCACCCUCGCUGGCAUCCAGGCUCCUCGAGCUCAGGGCAGGUGCUGUCACUGUCCACCCCAGCUCCCUCCUGUUACUGAGGUAAGAGUUGCAGGCUGUAGCUACACAGAUUUCUCCCCAGGAGACUGACCAUCUGCAACAGAUUACAGACUGGAUAAAAGUUGUGCAUGUUCAGUCCUGGGGCACCUGCUGUUCCUCCAACGGCCAAAAGUAGUUUGGGAGCUUCAGCAAGUCACACACCUUUCCCCAAAGCCAUACACAUCUCCCAGAGUAAGAAAACUGUCAUUUUAACUGGAUAGGCCCCCAAAAGCCUAACUAAUAAUUCACUGAAAGCCUACUCCCAUUGAUGUCAGUCAGUCUUUGACACUGGGUUGGCAGACUCCAUCCUCAGAAAGCACACUGGCAUCUGCCUUCACUGAAGCCAAAGGCUAUCAGGGUGUCUACAAAGCUCUGGAAAGCCUGCAGGUUACUCUCCCUAUGCAGUAACACUGGCUGUGGCCUGACAGAAAGGAGUGUUUGUCCCUGCCUGUGGGUCACUGGCUACUGAGCCCUUUGGUGAGCAGCUCCAGAAAGGUCCUUUUGAUCAAAAAUAACCAGAUUUGAUCAACAAGAAGGAACGUGGCUUUUUUGGUGUAUGCACACAGCAGUGCUGGAAAUCCUGCAAUACUUCAGAAGGGACCUGCCCUCUGCACUGGAUGGGCACUGCACAGCUCUGCCAUCAUAAGCCAGUGAGGAGCAACAGGUCAGUUCAGAGGUGUCCUGCUGCUGUCAUGCAGUUUUCACACAUUCUCCCAGCUCAUGAUACCCACAGGCAGGCCCCAGUUUGUUUCCUGCUGCUUUCAAAAGGCCACCACCUACACUGUCCCACAGCAGACAGAGCUGGCUGCACCUUCAGCUCUGCCCUGCUCAGCAACUCCGGUGCUAACACACCAUCCCCAGGGAGCUGCUCUCUGCUCACUGCUCACAGAACAGGCACCAAACUCCUUCAAAGCAGCAGGUGAGAGGCUGGUGGCCUGGGUUUUAGUGUUGUUCAGCUUCCCUGUGGGAUAGCACAUCCAUAAUACCUCAGUACAAAUAUCCUUUCUGCCUAUGAAGAUUUGAGCAUUCCUGUAUUUCCUUGUUACAUUCCUGUAUUUCCUUGAAACCACCGCCAUGGUAUGAAACCAUCUUGCACUGAGGCAGCUCUGGGCUGCAAGGAGCAGAGUGCUCUGAGACUGGCAAUGAUAGUAAAGUUAAAAGAUAAAAGUUAAAAGAUAGUAAAGUGGUAAAACCCAUCCACAUGAAAGCAAUGAACCCUGGAUUGCAGAGCUUCCUCCAGGAAAUACUUGGGCAAAGUCCCACCAAUACAGCUUGAUGCUUUUGGGGAAAGGCAUCAGGAGCCUCACAGGCAGGGGAGGAAACUGAACCUUGGCCUCUCCUUCCUAGGCAAUGCUCAGCUGUUGAGUAUCUGCUUGUAGCCACUUGUGCAAGCGAGGGGAAGGGCUGCAGUGCAGUGCCACAUGCUCAGCCCUCCUCCUCCAUCCUGCCUCUGCUGUGACUGCACAGGGCAGGGACACUGCUCAGCAUCUGCUGUGCCAGGACUCAGUCACACCCACAUGCAUCACCCCAGCCUUGGAGUCCUGCAAAAUGAGGAGUGGCUGCAUGGAUGCCAGUGACACCCGUGGCACAGUGACACCCGUGGCACAGUGACAUCCAUGACACAGUGACACUGGUGACACAGUGACACCGGUGAGCACUGAGGACGAUGCUCUAUCACAGGAGAGCCACGGGAACAUCUUGGUCCUCAGGGACCUUUCUUCUGCUGCCAGUUGUCAUUUCCCAGACCCCACCAACUCUCUUCAAGCCACAUGCCCAGCAGUUGUGUGGGAACCUACCCCAGCGAGGAUGGAUGGAUGGAUGGAUGGAUGGAUGGAUGGAUGGAUGGAUGGAUGGAUGGAUGGAUGGAUGGAUGCAACCCUAAGGCAUGGGCCUUAAGUUACCCCAUGAAGAUGCAGUAAGGAGAUGAAGAAAGGUGCCUUCUGCUACGUUUGCUGAGGAAAGUGACUCAGUCAGUUGCAGGGGUAGGUACAGCACAUCUCUUCAUUUAAUGAGAAUCCUUAAUCCCAUUGCAAUUUUAUUUAUUUAACAAGAGUGACAGAAGAGAAUGCAAGAGGAAAGUCUGCAUGUUCUAAGGUGCCAGUUGGGUAUGGUUUCUUCAAACAAGCCCCUUCACUAAAGACUUAGUUGCACUACUGAACCCAGAGAUACAAGAGAACUGGGUGUAAUGAACUGGACAACACACCAAAGGAGACCUCCUUGUGCUGAGCUGCUACUCCACAGGAACAGAAACUGCCUUAACACAGCAGCUAGGUUUUGUCUUCUGUCUUGAAAAACCUCACCUGUGCAGUCCUGCACACCCAUUUGUCACGUUGUGUUUUAACAAGGUCCCAGCUGCUUCACUCUGUGCUGUCACUAACACCCUCACCUCCAUCCUGUCACAGCCAGGAGCCUGGAAUCAGCCUUGCAGUGCUGGCUGGGAGACACUUCCCUUGUGGCACUUGACUCUUCCAGGACACACCCAGGGUGUAAAGGAAACAUCAGCUCCAGGAGAUGAGAUGGAGGAAGCACAUUAAUCCAGCAGGCACUCAGGAUCCCAGAGGAGGUUUAAUGAGUGGGAUCAGCAGCUCUGAACACAACCCUCAGCCUUGCUUUUGAGAUAAUGGUAAAUAAAACAGUAGUGCUGCACACUGUUCAAAUAUUGCACAGAGAAGAGAUGCCUGCUGAGAUUAAGGUUACAAAGGACUUUCCCACAGGUAACAAGUGACUGGGCAAAUGUUUGUUAUGCCAGCCUGAGGGAAAAGGGAUCAGUCUCCCCUUCCUAAACUCUGCAAGGGAAGCAACCGUAAACAAGGAACAAAUGUAAAUGAAAGGCAAGUCACUAGCACUUUAUCUUAAUACAAACUUGGAUCAGCAGCUUGCUGUGGAGAUGAACAGUAAAUCAAAAAGUUACUGACAACAGAGUGAUUUUGCAGAGCGAGCAGGAAGUGAGGCUGCAGGCAGGGCCACAUGCACUUGUCCUACUUAGAAUGGUAGAUUCCAGCUAUGCCUCUCCAUCAGGCAAACUCUCUACUCCCCACUCAGCUAUAAAAAGCAAGAAUGUUUGAACCAAAAAGCCAAGAAAGGAAGUGUCUGGGUGCUGCAGCAAUGAUUCCCUUGGAUUGAGAGGGAAAAAGCACACAGCAGGGACAAGCAGAAAGAAUGUACCUAUAGAUAUGUACAUAUACCACAGUGCUGUAAUUUUUGUAUGUAGCAGUCAUGUAAAUAAAUGUAUGGUUUUUAUAAGAUACAUAUUAUAAAAAUCUAUAAAGGCAUAUUUUUAGUAAAAACAAUGCUCUACUUCUUUUGUAAAUAGUUCUCUUCAGAAUAAAACAUCAUUUAUACGA
Messenger RNA from Passer domesticus (house sparrow), 5969 nucleotides. RefSeq names its product BICD family like cargo adaptor 1 (gene BICDL1). Gene Ontology annotation, biological process: vesicle transport along microtubule; Golgi to secretory granule transport. Bases 1 to 1920 code for a protein of 639 amino acids. The record is from RefSeq and is a predicted model, not a curated record. NCBI's taxonomy places the organism in Eukaryota, Metazoa, Chordata, Aves, Passeriformes, Passeridae. The transcript is spliced from 10 exons.